This is a messenger RNA of Pectinophora gossypiella (pink bollworm), 1915 nucleotides long. Its product is annotated as protein HGH1 homolog. The record is from RefSeq and is a predicted model, not a curated record. The transcript has a single exon. NCBI's taxonomy places the organism in Eukaryota, Metazoa, Arthropoda, Insecta, Lepidoptera, Gelechiidae. The coding region runs from base 59 to 1147 and encodes 362 amino acids.
AUAACGAAAAUACGCACAUGUUUCCGUGUUUUCUGAAUAUUAUCAAUUAAAAUCAACAAUGGCUCAAGAUCCACUCGACGAGAUGCUGGAAUUCCUCAAGCCGGAGUCUCGUGUGGACUUGAAACACAUAUCUUUGGACCAUUUACUCGGUUUAUCGGGCUCAGAAGACGGCAUACAAACUCUGUUGAGAAACGAUCAAAUUAUCCAAUCUAUUAUUGAAUUAACAGAUGAUAAAGUUGAGGCGAUCGCUAAGAGUGCUCUUUUGAUCAUUGUGAACAUCACUGCAACUGCUAAAGGUGCAACAGAGGUGCUAAAACACAAACCAUGUAACCACAAAAACAUAAUCGAACUGCUCAUAGGUUAUGUCUUAAACCCUCAGAAAAGAGACGUAGAUGCCGCCUGCAUGAUUUUAUCAAACAUUACAAGGCUCGAAGACGAACUUGAAGUAUGUAUCGACACAUUUAUACCACAUUUGAAUAAUAUUUUGAAUGCUUUUGUCAAUGUAGAUUUCAACAAAAGAGGUUCUGAUUUAGAGUACCUAGCGCCUAUGUUUAGCAACCUGAGUUGUAACCACAGGGUAAGGAAAUGGUUAACGGAAGAGAACCCACAUGUCCCGUUAAUCAAGUUACUCCCGUUCUGCAACUAUGAGCUGUCAAAUAUACGUAGAGGAGGGUCUGUUGGAACAGUAAGAAAUCUAGCUUUUGAUUUAGAUCUGCAUGACUUCUUACUCAACCCGAAUUUAGACUUACUAUCGUACCUUCUGAACCCGUUAAUGGGUAACGAAGAAUACCCAGAUGAAGAGAUGGAUUCGUUACCAAUAGCGUUACAAUAUUUACCUAAAGAAAAGAAACGGGAUAAUGAUCCAGAUAUAAGGAAGAUGAUCAUUGAGACGUUAAACAAAUUUUGUUCGAAGAGGCAUUGUAGAGCGAUAUUAAGAGACAAUGGAGUUUAUUAUGUACUACGGGAAUACCACAAAUGGGAGAAGGACCCGAAAGCACUAUUGGCUUGUGAAAACGUAGUCGACAUUCUAAUACAAAAAGAAUGUGAAGUCGGGGCUGAAGACUUGUCGCAAGUGGAUGUACCAGAAGACAUGAAAGAAAAGUUUGCAAAAAUGGACGAAGAUUAUCUUAAAACUGUAGAAUCGUAGAUUGUUGUGUAGAUAUUGAUGACAAAACAUAUUUAUACAUUGUUGGAACAUGGUUAUUAUCAUCUUUAAUACCACAUAAUACAAUACAAGUAUACUGUAUUGCACCAAAAUAAAAAGAAAUAAUGAUGGUGAGUUUCAUCAUCAUUAAUCCCCACUCUUGUUGGUGUAGCAUUCUCCAUGCUACUUUUUUAGGGAAAAAUAGGGUAGUGGUUUCCCUUUUGCUUCCGCCCCAAGGGCUCUGUCUGACGCGAGUGGCAGCGCCCAGAGUAGUCUAUUUCAAAGCCGUACUAGGACUCGUGUCCUCUGCCUCUGAAUAGUACUGACAGUUACUGCUGCCCUCUGUCAGGUUCCAGGUUACAGUCCCUGUGACUUGCCCUACCGUCUUGCACUGCCGUGCCUAUGGCUCCCAUCUCCGCCACUCCGCCUCUGCAACCGUUAAGGUCUUCGCCCGUAUCCCUGGGCAAGGAUCCUAAGGGUUGGUGGUGAGUUUAUGUGUGUGAUAUCAGGUGUUAGUGACAUCGUAACGAAUACUGUCUGGGAUGAUUCAGAGUUAUAAUCAAGUUGAAUUUUCCGUCGCAAAAUUCACGUUUUUUGUUUGUAUGUAUAUAGGUACCAUAGUAAACUUUUAUUGUAAAUAGCUUUGCUAUGUACAUGUCACUGUGAAUAGGUUUUAUAAAUGUGUAGAAAUACUAAGCAAGUAUGAGAAUUGACUGUUGCUAUUUCUAAAUGAAAAAAAUAUAUAAUUGAAAUAUAAAAAGUUGUAUAAUA